UGGAGGGAGGAGCCAGGCUGUCAAGGUGAACCGACAGACUUCUGUUAUUAUUACCCCUGACGGUGGAACCACGACGCGCAGCUCGCAGCGGCACCGCGCAGGGAGCACACACAGCGGCGGAGCUCGCAUCCUUUAAUGGGGGAUAAUGUGCCCGGAGCCGCCAUCAACACACAGACACAGACAGACGGCGGAUCUGGGAAAGUGUAUUGUUCUCCUCUUCAUGCUUUGUGAUUUUUAAAAAGAAUUCUGGGCAUAAAGUUGAAUGUGGCGGAGUGAGUUGAGUGCGUCAUCUGGUAGGAAACGGCGGAAGAAUUACAGAGCAGUGUGAGGCCAAGGAGUCCCGCCUGGAUCUGAGAGGGAAGAUAUUGGUGUCCUGGCAGUAUGGAUGGACCCAUGGCUCCAGCACCUAGCUAUGCUAACGGGACCGGCUGCUUUACUUCACACAGGUGAACCGAGGAGUCACACAUCACCUGUGAGGUUUCUGGUGCUUCUGACUGGACAUCACCUCAGUUUAUCUGACCCAGGUCUUUGUUUCUUCCGGCUUCAACUCUUCCUUUUGUAUUAUUUCCUCUUGUCUCUUGGACCAAAGCUCUGCCUCAAAAACCAGCUGAUGAUGCCACUGUCAUUUUAUUUUCUGUCCGAGUAGACUUAAAACCUUUCAGCAAGUGCAGCUUUACCAGCCUUUCAUGGAUUAUUGGUGGAACCUUCUGGAGAAUUUAAAUGGAUGUCUGCUGCUGAAACAACAGGGAAGGUGCAGAGUUCAUCUGUAGUCCUUUGGAGUAACAGUGUGCCUGUGAAUGUGUGUUCAUCCUGGGAUUCAAACACAUUUCCAUCUCAGUGAGGAGCCGCAGGAGAGCUGAUUUCUAAAACAUCUGGACAGAUAGAGAUGAUUUUUUUUAUUUGUUUCCUGAUAAUUUUGAAAUAUAAAAACUGCUUCUUGUGAGAUAAAUGUACCUUUUACAUAAAAGAAAUUGGACAAAGAUUUUGUUUGAAGUGUUUGGUGAACUUGGGUGUGGUGCUGUGGCAUACCAAGUUUCUUAUUUCCAGACACGCAAUUUGGACAGAACCCUUUUUUUAAAAGCCAGUUUCGGCUGUCAGGCCUUAGAAGUGUGACAUCCUUGACCUGUGUUUGCCAAAGAAGCGACAAACAGGAAGUAACGCCAUUUGUCAUCUGCAGUUAUUCUGUAGUUCCCACCUUGAAUUACAACCCACAGGACCAAUGUCAGUAUUUAAUAGGCAACAUUUCUGUCACUGCAUGUGAUCAAUCUGCCGCCAUUUGACUCGUUUACCCUGGAGAGACCAAUCCAACACUCACCAGGUUUCCCAGCACAGCACAUACAUCCUGUUCUGGCCAUCUGAAUCAGCCUCUUCUGCCCUCGGGGGCAAUUCGCUGCCCACCGGUGCCCGCCAUGGUGAUGUCGCAGGGCACCUACACCUUCCUGGCCUGUUUCGCCGGCUUCUGGUUGGUCUGGGCGCUCAUCGUCAUGCUCUGCUGUUUCUGCUGUCACCCCGCAGGAUUCCCGCCUCCUCCUCUCCCUCCACUACCUUUGCAGCUGCCCAGGGAGCCGCCUCAGUUCUGCCCUCCUCAGCCUCUGUCGCCCCCACUUCCUCUGCAGGUUCCUCAUCCCCUGCCACAAGCAACCUGGGUCAGCAUGCCAGACACAGACAUAUUUGGGAAGCCGCCCUGCUACGAGGACGCAGUCCUGAUGGAGGAUCCUCCUCCACCCUACAGCGAGGUCUUGGCUGACCCACGGGGUGGCACCUACCUGAAACCCGCCCCAUUUCGAGCAGCGCCACUGCCUCUCAGGGAUCACCAGGAUCCUGCUCCAGUGUUCGAGACCAGCAAGGCUCCCGCGGUGACUGUGUUUCCUGAUCGGGGUUACUCCUCCCUGAUACGCCUGCCUUCAUCCCAGCGCUGGGACUCCCUGGGCCACCUCCUGUCUAACAUGGACCUGAACCACAACAGCCUAACCCCACCGACAGCCCGCUCCCUCCAGGCUGCUGCUAUCAUGGCUACCAUGCCCCGUCGAGAACCCAGGACACACCAUGAUGCACUUGGGGUCCAAAGUGGAAUAGAGGCACUACAGGGGGGGAUGCAGGGACGUCAAGGGGCUAUUCAUGGGUUUCAGGGGCGUCAUGGACUCAGGGGCCUGGAACCCAGCUGUGGCUUGCCAACAGCCUUCCCCCUUUUGGGUCGGAGCACUGCUGUCUAAAAUUGGGUAUUUACUGACCAGUCCACAGGUUGGUCCGUCCCUGAAGAGAUCUUUAAAGACAGACAUCCCGUUUGUGGGCCUGCUUUGCUGUUCAAUGUUUACAGCACUGACACCACUAAAUAAAGAGUGAAGUCCCUAAAGAGCCAGAUGUGGGUUAAAGUGCCGAAGGCCUCAGGAGCUCAGUUCCCUGUACAGUUCUGUGGGCGCAGGGCGCCACUUACUCUGCUGGGAUUGUGGUUUGAGCUCCAUGUGUCAGUAAAGAACAAAAUUACACUGCUUCAAAACCGUGUUGUUGAAUCACUGAGGGAUCCUGAAGUCAUAUGUAAGCUCACCGAGUCAAGGUCCUUUAGAACAGCGGAGGACAAGGAGAUAAAAUAAG
Molecule: messenger RNA, 2592 nt
Organism: Monopterus albus (swamp eel)
Lineage: Eukaryota; Metazoa; Chordata; Actinopteri; Synbranchiformes; Synbranchidae
Gene: prr7
Product: proline rich 7 (synaptic)
Exons: 3
Coding region: 1410-2213 (267 amino acids)
Source: RefSeq, a predicted model, not a curated record